CAUACACACACAGAGGUUGUAAGGAGGUAUGUGCUUCAGCCCUCCUGAUCAUGUCGACUCGUGGAUGUUUGUCUGGUUAUAUCCUUCUCACAGUCAGAGUCUUUAGGUACCUGGAGGUCGACCUCAGACGUUUUACACCAUGUCAGCGGUGACCAAUCAGCCUCUUCCCUUCGGUCAACUGGAAAGAGAGAAGCACAUCCAGAUGAUCUUCAAAGCUUUCCAGAAACACUGCGGGCCUUCAUGUGAAUGCCACACUCACCACCCUCGGCCCAAACGCACCCAAACACCUCCUGACUGUCAAUCUGAUGGGCAGCUGUCAGGUGUGGCUCCUGGGAGGAUGAUGAACAACGGAUUCAUGCAGCAACCAGGGAAAGUCAGUCUGCCAGGGGUGGAGGAGCCUGGAGGUGCAGCUGGAUCACACUUCCUGUCUGUGCUGGAAACAGUCAGUCAAAUACACAUCACUGCCAGACCAGAGCUGCAAGGUCCACAAUGUGUUCCAAGGAGGAUCUACAGCAUCAGCACAGGAGGUCACAGGUCACAGUUAUUUAUGGCUGUGGAAGGUACUGAUCCAUGUUCAGCUACACAUGUCUUAACUGAGCCCAUAAUUUGCUUUUCAUAUGAAGAUAGUGUGGGUUUUAAUGUUUUUCAGUGUAUUGUCUUUGAUCUGUCAGAGAGUUCCUGUGUGUGCCUCCAGUGUUGCGGUCCAGCUCGGGCCUGUUCCCUGCGGGGGUUCGACUGUCAGAGCCGGCAGGUCUUUUAUUUUGAAAGGCCCCUCAGAGUGGACGCCUGCUGUCUCGGCUGCUGCCUGAUGGAGAUGAGGGUGUACACACCUCACAAACAACUCAUAGGCACUGUGUUUCAGAGGUGGAGCAUGUUCACCCCUCUCCUGGAAGUGUGUGAUUCAGAAGGAGCAUCCACCAUCAGAAUCCAGGGCUCCUGCUGUCCAUCCCGAUGCUUCUCUAACCAGCAAUUCCAGAUUGUCUCCAACAUUGGGGAGAAAAUGGGCUCGAUAUGGAAGAAAUGGCCUGGCUUCAAUGACGAUUAUAACAUGGACCAUGAAUAUUUUGGGUUGGAAGUGCCACUCGGUAUGGAAUCACACUCCAAACUAAUGCUGCUGGCAGCCACUUUCUUGUUGAAUUACAUGUUCUUUGAAAUGAGCUGAUCCAUGAAAAGGAUCAAUAAAAAGGUAAACUGACA
Messenger RNA from Gymnodraco acuticeps, 1197 nucleotides. Its product is annotated as phospholipid scramblase family member 5. Gene Ontology annotation, cellular component: plasma membrane. The transcript is spliced from 7 exons. Gene Ontology annotation, biological process: plasma membrane phospholipid scrambling. The coding region runs from base 140 to 1162 and encodes 340 amino acids. Lineage: Eukaryota; Metazoa; Chordata; Actinopteri; Perciformes; Bathydraconidae. Gene Ontology annotation, molecular function: phospholipid scramblase activity. The record is from RefSeq and is a predicted model, not a curated record.